Molecule: messenger RNA, 2238 nt
Organism: Trichomonas vaginalis G3
Lineage: Eukaryota; Parabasalia; Trichomonadida; Trichomonadidae
Product: A-type inclusion protein-related family
Exons: 1
Coding region: 1-2238 (745 amino acids)
Biological process (GO): cilium assembly
Cellular component (GO): microtubule; mitochondrion; centrosome
Source: RefSeq, a predicted model, not a curated record
AUGAGUGCUUUUGAUUUCGCAAACGAAACGCCAGAUAACAAUAAUAACGGCUCAUCCGAAUUCACAUUCGGCGAGGAACAGCCAGAAGAGCAACAUCCAACUCAAAAGGCCGCUCCAACAAAGAAAGCCGCACCAGGCAAGAAAGGCAUGAGAGUCAUUGGUAUUGGCAAGAAAAAGUCAACCGAAACUAAGAAACCUAACAAAUUCGCGAAGAAAGGAACAGAAAAAUCAGAAACAAAACAAAAAAUUUCAGUACAGUUAACCCCAGGUCAGAUUCCUGAACUUGGCGAGAUUAAAAACCCAACCAUCAUCCAAGCUCCACCAAAAGAAGAUGAUACAUCAGCUUUCGACUUUGGAAGUGCUGAGCCGACAUCAAAUCAAAAUGAUGAAGUCUCUGCAUUCGAUUUCGGACAGGCUGAAGCAACCCCUGCAUCAAAUGAAACAUCAGCAUUUGAUUUCGGAGCUGCAUCUACAGAAAACCAGGCAGAAGCAACAUCUUCAUUUGAUUUCGGAGGAUCUGCUCCUGCUCCAGCUCAGCCACCAGUUCAGACAAGAUCUGUUCCAACACCAGAGCCAGUUGCUCAACAAUCUCAACCAGCUGCCGAUGUUCCACCAGAAAUUCAGGAACUUGGCGAAACAUACGGCGGAUUCGCACUCAGCUUGAACAACAUUGCUUUGGCCGUUCAGGAUAUGAUCAAAGAAACGGCUUCAAGCAAAGAAGAAAUUACAAAUUCAGAAAAGGCUCAAGCAGAUGCCCUUUCGAACGAAGAAUAUGAUAAGGCUGAACAACUUGAUAACAAGAUUUCUCAGCUCAAAGAGAAAAUCCACGAGAAUGAGAAUAAUUUCGCUAUGUGCGUCCAAGAAGCUCUCGAUCUCACUACCGAGGCUCCAAAUCAUCUCAUGGAGCAUGCUACUUCAGCUUCCUCGAAGCUUCCUGAAUUAACAUCCAGAGCUUCCGCUGUCGAAACAGAAUUAUCAGAAAAGAACGAGCUUCAGACAAGAGAUAAUACUACAAUUGACAUCGAGCGUCGCAAGAAUGCCUCUAAAAUCCAGGAACUUGAGACUCCUAUCAAUAUGCAUGCAAAGGCUAUCGAUGACAUGCAAGCCAAGUACGAUUCUGAUGUUUCUAAGGCCACAGAAUCACUCGAUACACAAAUUACAGCUCUCGAAAACGAAAGAAGAGACAUAUCUACACAAGUUUCGGAUUUACUCAAGCAGAUUGAUGCUCUUAGAACACGCGAGAAGUCCGUUCAAGCCGAGAUCAACAAACAUACUCGUAGCAGAAAGCAGGUUGUCGAUGGUUUCUCCGCUGAUUUGAAGAAGAUCAACCAAGAAAAGCAAUCUCUUGAAUCGGAGAAGCGUAAGAUGAAUGCUGAAAUCAAGAAGAUCGAAGCUCCAUUCCAGAGCUUUCUUGAUGACGUUGCAAAGCGUGAAAAGGAAAUCAACGCAUUAAAUGACGAACUUAAGACACUCAAAGAGCAAAUUGAGAACGCUCAGCGUGAUACAGAUGAAGCAGAGAAGGGAGCAGAGUUAAUUACUGGACUUAUCCAAUCAUAUGGAAAAUAUAAUGAAGAAAGAUCUUCCAGAUUCGAACAGAUGAACUCUGAUAGAAACGAGAUCAUCGAAUCCCGCCAGAAAGUAUCACUUUUGUCCCAGCAAUUGAUACAAUUAAACACAGAUCUCAAAACUUCCGAGGAAUUGGUCGCAGGAGCUAAAGCCAAAGAGGAACAGCUUGAGGCCCAGAAGAAGGCUGCUGUUGCUUCAAAGAACUUCAAGGCUGCUAAAACGUGCAAUGACCAACUUAAGGAUUUGAAGGAAGUUACAGAGCGCGCUGAGACAACAAUCACUACAUCAGCUGCAAAAAUCGCCCAGAACCAGGAAGAAUCAGCUCAUUUGACAGAUAAGAUUCAUACUCUUGAAACAGCUUUAGUAGAUGAAAAGGACGGACUUAGCAAGAUCGACUACGAAUUCUUCGAAGAAGCUGUCGGAAUUCUCGAAAAACUCUUCGAAGUUUCAAGAUUUUCUGGAAAAUUAUUGAAAGGUUUACAGUCAAUGCUUCAGUCCCUUUUGGACAAUACUGAGAAGCCUGUUGAGCUUUCCAAGGAUGAAUUAAAGAGUAUGAUCGAUGAACUCAACGCAAAGAUCGAAGAAGCCGUAGAAAAGGAGAACUUCGAUGACGCUGAGACAUUACAGGUUAAGGUUAAUGCUCUUAUGACCAAGUACAACAACAUGGAGUAA